Messenger RNA from Colletotrichum navitas, 1888 nucleotides. RefSeq lists its product as uncharacterized. The coding region runs from base 303 to 1745 and encodes 480 amino acids. The record is from RefSeq and is a predicted model, not a curated record. Lineage: Eukaryota; Fungi; Ascomycota; Sordariomycetes; Glomerellales; Glomerellaceae. The transcript has 3 exons.
GCCUCAGCAUCCACACUAGAUGCUAUCUCCAGGCAUUUCCAAGACUUCAGUCAUAAUACAACUGACGAGGCUGAAUACAAGAUCGUCGAGGAGGCAACCUUCAGGCAACCUCUGACGAAGGCACAUCUCAGCCUUGCAAGUCUGGACGGCCUAGAGACCGUAAGCCUACCACGCCAAGUCAUACUUACAAUCACUCUUCCAGGGAAGACAAUACAGAGCUUAUAAUUAAACAGCCUGAAACUCGUCUCAUUAGCCAAGAACAGCUUGUGGCGGAAGUCAAGGGUAUAUACGCUGGGCUUGUUAUGGUAGAGAGCAAAUGCGUCGAGGUUAACAACGCUCAGUCGUCGAGUAAGGAUACAAGCCUAAUAUUAGACAACGAGCAGUGGCAGGCGCUGAUUGCUCUGCAUCGCACUUUGUUACAUGAACACCAAGAUUUUUUCUUGGCAUCGCAGCAUCCUUCUGCUAGCCCAGCUUUACGCCGGUUAGCAAGCAAAUACGCUAUGCCAGCGAUUGACAAUGACCAAUCGUCGACUAAGCAUACAGGCCCAACGAUCAAGGACAAGCGCCCUUCUAAUUGGGGUCGGAGAAGUAUCAUGACGCCCCGGGAUUUCUCUGGAAAGCGGCAUCAUUGGGUUGAGGGAGCGAUUGGGGGAGUCAAGAUCCAAGCCUUGCCAGAUACCGGGGCUGAAUACAAUUCCAUAUCGUCCGGCUUGGCAGACCGGAUGGGACUCGAACCCCGACCCGGCACCGCGACACAGGUUAAACUUCCGUCUGGACGCCUCAUUAAGUCACCAGGUAGCAUUCAAGCCCUAUUCGAGUUUGCGGGGGAGCGGCGGAGUACCCUCAUCGAUUGCCUCAUCAUCCCAGGAUGCGUACACGAUCUCAUACUGUCAAAUGCUUUCCUGCGCGCUACCAGGACGCUGACUAAGUUCAUUCACCGCAUCAAGUCCACGGUCUGCGAAAGCCUGGGGCGCCUACGGCUUAACCUCCUAGGGAGCGAAGGACGUCGCCUGCAGUGCUUCAUCAACGACGCCCCUACUUUGGCCCUCCCUGACACGGGGUCUAAUGCCAUGCUGAUCUCUGAAAGCUUUGCGGUUUCCCAGGGAAUGCGUAUUGACAGGAGCCCGAGCUAUUGCGAGGACCUCGAGUUUGCCGACGGGUCUCGAGGUACGACGUCGGGGAUUGUGCGUGGGUUGAAGUGGACUAUCGGGGGCACGCAAAGCAGCAUCGUCUGUGACUUUUACGUGCUCAGUGGCCUUCCCGUCGACGUCGUGCUCAGCGGCCAUUUCCUGUUCGAGCUCCAAGUCUUCUCGAGGUACGAACAUUGCAUGGUCCAGCACGAUUCUGCCGGAGAUGUCGCAAACCUAUACAAUAUCAACCUCAUUCGGAAACUGUUCCAACAACGUAUAGAGAAAGAGCAUCAAGUCAGCGAGGGCACUGAGAUCACCGAAGACUUCUUUAAGAAGCGAGAAGAGGACGAGCUUCAAUUUCGAGACGAGAUGAGAGGUCACCUGGACUCUGUGCCCGACCAGGACGAACUGCUCACUGCCAGGAGGUUAGAAAACCGUAGACGCAACGAUUGGGAGGAACUCCAGGAGCAGCUCAGACAACAGCUGAGAGUGCAGACUCCAAGCGACGAGGCAUCCAACAAGGGUCCGUCUCGAGUCGUGACACGGCAGAAGAAGGCAAAUAGGUUCUCAUUUUUCCGCAAAAAGAGAGAAUCCGUUAAUACAGAUAUUGUCUGAACAUUCGGCGUUGGGCAAGCUGCUGGGACACCGCGCGGGGAUAGAUUAGCACGAUGGUAAGCACACCAAGAGGGGUCUGGGACCCAGGGUGAUAGACUUUUCCUCUCAUACACGGCGGCUUUCUUGAUUCCAAGGACUGGCUC